Striga asiatica is the source of this 1540-nucleotide messenger RNA. Lineage: Eukaryota; Viridiplantae; Streptophyta; Magnoliopsida; Lamiales; Orobanchaceae. The record is from the annotation of a GenBank genome assembly.
UAAAUAAAUAAAUAAAAGAGAGAGAGAGAGGAAAAAAGUGAGGUUGCAAUCUUUUUCACCCUAGGCCUAGGCUUGCCCCCACUGAACUAGAUGGGCAUAUGACCUGUGUCUCAUCUGUUCUUGAACUCCUGAUAUCUGCAAGUGUUCGGAAAAGUUCGCUAAUUUUCAGCUAAGUUAUUUGGCUAUUAGGUCUUGUUGAAUCCUAGAUUCUCAAGGGGAAAUGGGAAUCGUAUCGACGUUAUUCGAGUUCUUGUCGAUCGCUGCUUCAGUUUUUGUUUUGGGAUUGUUGGCGGCCAUUGUUUUGGCAGCCUACAGAAGAAGAAAAUAUUGUUACAGCUGUCAGGCUGAGUCAACUCCUGUUAUUGAGGAUCCAAAUUCAUUGAAGCCGGUUGUUUGUCCUCAUAUUCGUGAUCCUGCUGAAAAAUACAUAUCUUUGAUAAUUCCAGCAUACAACGAGGAGCAUAGACUUCCAGGGGCCCUUGACGAAACCUUGAAGUAUCUUAAAGAACGCGAGGUGAAGGAUAAGGCAUUUUCAUAUGAGGUGGUGAUUGUUGAUGAUGGAAGUACUGAUGGUACAAAAGGAGUAGCUUUCAACUUUGUGAAGAGAUACACUGUAGAAAAUGUCAGGUUGAUCCUUCUUGGACGGAACCAUGGGAAGGGAGAAGCCAUUAGAAAAGGCAUGCUCCACUCACGUGGUGAACUAUUACUAAUGCUCGAUGCUGAUGGGGCUACUAAAGUGAGUGACCUUGAGAAACUUGAAAACCAGAUUUGUGCAGUUGCUGUCAAGGAACGGAAGUUUGGUGACUCUUCAACUGAUGGUUUAAAUUCAAGGAUCUCAGAUGUCCCCAUUGCAGCUUUUGGAUCACGUGCUCAUUUAGAGGAGAAGGCUCUCGCAACAAGGAAAUGGUAUCGAAAUUUCUUGAUGAAGGGAUUCCAUUUGGUAGUUCUGUUGGCCGCUGGUCCUGGAAUUCGGGACACUCAGUGUGGUUUUAAGAUGUUCACCAGAGCUGCUGCUCGGAAGCUCUUCACGAAUGUCCGCUUGAAAAGGUGGUGCUUUGACGUCGAGUUGGUGUACUUGUGCAAGAUUUUCCAAAUCCCAAUGAUUGAGAUAUCCGUUAACUGGUCUGAAAUUCCUGGAUCAAAGGUUAAUUUGUUAAGCAUUCCCAAUAUGUUGUGGGAGAUGGCACUCAUGUCUGUUGGAUAUAGAAGUGGCAUGUGGACUAUUCAUCCUUGAACAUUUACUAUAUAAGCUAACUUUUUAGUUGGGGCCAGACGAGCAGGCCCGAAACACUCAUACAAAUAGAACUGGCACUUGUAACUGGCCAAGCUUACAAAUACUGAAGUAGAGCUCUACUACAAUGUAUUCCUUGCUGCAGAUCUUGCUGUUACUGAGGGUUUACUGCAUAUUUGAUGUUAGAGCAAGAUGUUAAAACUCUUUUGACAUAAUUUAUUGUGACCAAAUGCUUGAACUGACUUUUAGUGCCACUGCCAUUUUGGAUAUAUUUGGUAAAUUAUAGUUGAAAAAUCAAGUGGAUGGAUG